Diabrotica balteata is the source of this 2984-nucleotide messenger RNA. Lineage: Eukaryota; Metazoa; Arthropoda; Insecta; Coleoptera; Chrysomelidae. The record is from the annotation of a GenBank genome assembly.
AUAACUUAUAUUAUUUUAAAAGUGAACAGACGGUUUCAGAGAAACACCACGUAUUUUAAGAUUUUGUGUUGUUGCAUUUUUUAUCUUCGAUUUCACUCGGUUCUGGUUCAACUGUCAUUUAUAGGGUUAUCUUAAAGACUGAAACAUCGCCAUGCUUGCCAGAAACAGAAUCGCUUUUUUAAUACAAAACUCGCAGAACGGAAUUAUCGCACUUCUUCCAAACUCUUUAGGAAAUAAGAGAACCUACAGUGUCCAAUUGAAUAAUCCCAGAAAGAGAAACGUAGUCCGAAGUAAUGAAAGACUUGGGCAGUUUGUGAGAAACCUUGGAAGUGGAAUUGUCAAGUCUCCCCUAGGAGACAGUGAACCGAUACCAAAUUCAAAUUUAGUAGAGUAUGUAUUUGGAAAAAGUGAUGAAUGGGGCGACGAAAUAGCUGCAACAUGUGCGGUAUCAGGCAGAAACUAUACCUUCAGUAUGCUGAGGUUUCUCGUCAACAGAUUUGCUCAAGCAGCUCUAUCUCAUUGCGCAAUGAAACCAAGAGAGGUAGUUGGACUUUUAUUACCGAAUAUACCUGAAUUUGUAAUAGUAUGUCAUGGAGCCAUGGAGGCCGGACUGGUAGUGACUUUCGUUAAUCCUUUGUACACACCUGAUGAAAUAAAAAGGCAGUUUCAAAACGCUGGCGUUAAAAUGAUUAUCACCGUACCAUUAUUAUUAGAAGUAGCGACAACGAUAGCUCCUUCAUUAACAGGUUAUAGAACUACAGUUUGUAUUGGGGGAGAUGACGAUGUAACAAAGAAUGUAAAUGGAUUAGAAAGUUUACUUAAAGCUGGACACGAAAGCGAAUUGCCAGGAAUAAACCCUAGAGAGUUGGCGCUACUUCCAUAUUCCAGCGGGACCACAGGAUUGCCUAAAGGUGUAAUGUUGUCCCAUUAUAAUUUAGUGGCCAAUUUAGUACAGGGAGACAGGGAUGAUUUGAUAGCGAGAAAAACAAAAGCUGGAGAACGCCACAAGGUCCUUUCUGUACUACCCUUCUUCCACAUCUUCGGUUUUAACGGAAUUUUAAACAUAGUUCUUAGAACCGGUAAUCACAUGAUUACAAUCCCGAGGUUUACUCCGGAAGACUAUGCUAAAGCAUUGGAAAAUUACCGUCCAUCAUUUCUUUUCGUUGUUCCUUCGUUACUUCAGUUCCUGGCAUCGCAUCCUGCAAUCACCAAAGAACAUUUAGCCAGCGUGGAAGGCAUUCAGUCUGGGGCAGCGCCGUUAACGGAAGGACUUUUGCAGAAAUUCAAAGCCAAACUUGAUAAUCCAAAUGUAAUGAUUAAACAAGGAUAUGGAAUGACUGAAAGUUCGCCGGUGACCUUUAUCAUGCCGAAAAUGACACCACCAUCAAAAAUUGGCACCAUAGGGGUAUUGUAUCCCAGUACUGAAGCCAAAGUUGUAUGUUUAGUGACGGGGAAAACGUUAGGCACCCAUGAAUCUGGAGAACUGUUAGUCAGAGGGCCACAGAUUAUGAUGGGUUAUUUGAAUAACGAGGCUGCUACCGCUGAAACUAUUGAUAAGGAAGGAUGGCUGCAUACAGGAGAUGUAGUUUACUAUGACGAAGAUGGGUAUUUCUAUAUUGUAGACAGGUGUAAAGAGCUUAUAAAAGUCAAAGGAAAUCAAGUAUCGCCGACAGAGCUAGAAAAUCUCAUAAUGGAAAUCGAAGGAAUUGCUGAUGCAGCCGUUGUGGGAGUUCCAGAUACUCUAGCAGGAGAGGUUCCUAGGGCAUAUGUCGUGCGACUUGCCAAUGCCAACAUCAACGAAGAAGAUAUUCAAAGAUGGGUGAACGGCAAAGUAUCUCAUUACAAGAAAUUAGUAGGAGGUGUGAAAUUUGUCGACAUUAUCCCUAGAAAUCCUAGUGGAAAGAUUCUUAGAAACGAAUUGAAAUUAAAUUGAGUUUAAUACUAAAUGAUGGAUGAAUAUUAUGAUAUCGCAAAAUAUUCGUUUAUUUUCGUAUGGAUGGCAGAUUGAAAAUGUAAUUUUAGAAAACUGGACUGCAAUUAAGAAUUGAUAGUUUAAAUUAAAAAAGAGAUUUAAAUAAUAUAAAAUAAGUGUUGUGCCCUGUUUGAUACUAUAUCGUACUGUGUCUGUCUUACUAUUUUAUUGUUGUAAAAUUUUACUUAAUUUUUAAACAUCAUUCAACCUUCAAAAUGUCCUAAAAAAAAUUUGGUUGCAAUGUAUUGAAAUUAUAAAUUUUAUUUAUUGGGUAAAUCUAUUCUCAACAUUGAAUACAAAUUUUUCUUUCUUUUUGUUUUCUUAACGAGCCAAAAUCUAUAAAAUUUAAUUUUAUUCGUUUUAUCUAAUAUACUUGACUUUAUUGUACAUUUUUCUUAAUACAUUUUUCAAAGAUUUUAAUCGUUUUAGAUGUUUCCUAAAGUUAAAUAGGUCUGUUGUGUGUCUUUAAAUUAGGAAGUUCCUUUCCUAUGCCUUUAAAUGUACCUGGCAUUUCUUAUAGCAAGGCAGCUUGGGGAGCAAUUGUAUGUCUACUUCUUUCUUCGUUUUAUCGUUCAUAUACUUUGUUGUGGCUAAUGCCCUAAUAGUAUUCCUUUUAAGCGUAGUAUAUUCUAAAGUUUAGAAGAUACUUAUCAUAUAAGGUAUUCUUCUUUUAUAACACCCAAACAUUUCUGAAUAAUUUAAACCAAAUGUAUAUUUUGUCUAAUUGAAAUAAAAUUAUUAGUUCUUUUAGGUGCUCUGAUGUAUCUGUAUAAUAGCCUAAUAGCGUAAGAGAUUUUAGAAAUAUAUUUUAGUAAAUUUUACAAAAUUUAGUCGGAUAGUUUGGCGAGUACUUGUAAAACUAUAUCAUCUUUUGCAGCAUAAAUAUUUUAAUAAUUUAUAAUAUUUAAUUUAAGAAAAUAUGACGCAAAUUGAUGAUACUUAUAUUGAACCUUGAACUUAUUGUUCUUUGUAAUUAUUUUUAAUAACUUUUUUAAUAAAGUACUUAUUUUUU